Messenger RNA from Salpingoeca rosetta, 2958 nucleotides. RefSeq lists its product as uncharacterized. NCBI's taxonomy places the organism in Eukaryota, Choanoflagellata, Craspedida, Salpingoecidae. The coding region runs from base 1 to 2958 and encodes 985 amino acids. Gene Ontology annotation, molecular function: protein kinase activity; protein binding; ATP binding. Gene Ontology annotation, biological process: protein phosphorylation. The record is from RefSeq and is a predicted model, not a curated record. The transcript has 28 exons.
AUGUUUGUGUUUGGUGGCUUGCAUGUGAUUAGUGACACCGACUCAGGCCAGAUCAAAUAUCGCGUGACAAACGACCUUUGGAUGUACUUUCCAGACUUUAAGCGCUGGCGAAACAUCACGCAGGGCGGGCCAACCUGGCCCUAUCCGCGCUUCUACCACACAGCAAACAGCAUCAACGUGGGCGGGAAGCAGAACAUGGUCAUAUUUGGAGGCAUCGACAACUCCCACGUCUGGACUUACAACUACGAAAGCGAAGAGUUCAACCUGUUCUCGCCCGGCGCCAUCUCGCCCACGCCGCGCAUGCUGCACUCGUCCACGUCCUACAACGACACGCUGUACAUCUACGGCGGCUGUGCUGUGCCGACGGGAGAAGUCCCCGGCCUCGACCUCUGCGAAGAAGGGUCGCUCGGAGACGUGUGGCGUUGGACAGCGGGCAAUGGAUGGGAGGAGCUGCUGAUUGCACACCCGCGCAUCCACCGCUUCUCGGCCGCCAUGUUCUUCUACCGCGGCAGUCUGCACAUGCUCGGCGGCUUCCCGCACGUGUCUGCGUUUGACCACGACACUGAUGCGGACGUCAACCAUUACCGCCUGCCGCUCCCAACGGACUGGGCGCUUGCAGAUACACCGCCGCCCACCUGGCAGGCUGCCAUCACCCCAGAGACAGCGAGGCCGUUUGAGGAUGUGUUUGAUCCAGAUUUGGAUGCGUUGAGCGUCGAUCCAUUUCUUCUCUUCAACGACACCAUCCGCAGCCUCAGCUUCAACGUCCUCCCACCCAGGCUUGGCUUUGCCAGCAUUACGCAGGUGUCCGAUGACACAUUUCUUCUCAUUGCUGGCCGCUCGUCGGCGCUCACCGCCCCGUCAAACAAGGUGUUUCGCUUCAACGGCCAGAACAUGACGUGGGACGUUCUUGACGAGAACCGCUUCGACACCAAUAUCGCGCGGCGGUCGGGCCACUGCAGCGUGGCGACAACAGCGGGCUCUGUGCUGACGUUUGCAGGCGCGGCCCCGCUGUCCUUCUUCUCGGACGUGGCCUCCUUUGAGGCGGAAUCUCAGUCCUGGGCUGAGCCUCUCAUUAACACCCAUCCCCUGACGGGCAUUUUCCCCGCGGGCGUGACGUACAAGAACUACUACGUCCUCCAUGGCGGCCUCUCGUUCGCACGCUCAGAGGCUUCCUCGCACGUGUUUCUGCUUGACCUCAGCACGCGCCGGUGGGUGAACGUGUGGCUCCACAACCAGCCGCCCGUCCGCCGCUACGGCCACUCUGUCAACGUCGUUGGCAACAAUCUCUACUAUUUUGGUGGCGCCACCGCGCUCUCAAGCGAUCCCACGGCCAUCAGCAACGCCAUUUUCCGCAUCAACAUGGACGAGUUCAACAUUUACCACGACGGUCCCGGCAUCACAGAGCUCCGACCUCACCGGCGGACACGGCACUCGUCCGUGUACUUCAACGUGACGCAUUCGCUGUAUGUGUUUGGCGGCCGGUCCCACUUCAGCACAUACUGCGAUCUGUGGCGCUUUGACAUUGCAGGAAACUUUUGGCAGCCGCUCGGCAACUGCACCGACAACCAGGGGUGGCCGCCGGCGCGAUCGGCACACGUCGCCUUCAUUCUCGAUGACUUCAUGUACAUUUACGGCGGCACAGGCGACGUGAAUGUGUUGGCGGACACGUAUGCGGAUGUGUGGCGGUAUGAUCUCACCGCCCAGUCGUGGCAGCACGUGGCUGACGCAUCGCCAGCUGGGCCGCGCUUCUCUGCCUCGGUUACGCCGCUGCCGGGCGGUAAGAAGGUGAUCAUUGCACUCGGCAUCGACAACCUGAAGCGCGGGGUGAGCCGGCUGGACUUGUGGGACGUGCACCACGUCGACAACGCCACCAGCGGCGAUCUUGAUCUGGAGUGGACACGCUUGCACGUGCGGAAUCCCAUUGACAGAUACGCGCACGCAGCGGGCUUUCACAGGUUCUUCCGUGUGUUCUCUGGGCGUCGUGGUAUCUUGGAGGACCUUCAAGGCGGUGCCCUUGAGAUGGAGGAAACGGCGCUUCGUUUGGGCUGCAACGUGGGCUCCUUCUCUGAAGAUUUUCUGACCAUCCCUUGUCAACCGUGCCCCGUGGGCACUUUUGCAGACUUUCCAGGCCAGGAGUCGUGCUUUGCAUGUCCCGGCAAAUCAACGACCUUGGAGGAAGGCUCCGUGUCCGUCACCAACUGUUCCGUGUGCGAGCCCAACUCGUGCCGCGGCAAUGGCCGCUGUACAAUUGACCAAAACGGAUUUCGCCCAAGCUGCUUCUGUAACUUUGGUUACUCCGGCGCCGACUGCUCUGUGAACUGGCUGGCCAUUGUCUUGGGCACGGUGCUUGGCGGCGGCUCCAUUGUUGCCAUCGUCUUCCUCACCAUUCGCUACUUCCGCAGGACCAUUGUCCAAGCGAAGAACGACAGUGCACUGCACCAGAAACUGUUGGCCGAAAGCCAAAUCGAGCUGUCACUGCUAGAACGCGCGUGGGAAAUCGAUGUGGAAGACUUGACGCUGUAUGAGCAGAUUGGCGAGGGCGGGUACGGCGAAGUGUACCGCGCGCUGUGGAACGAGAGCGUGGUUGCGUUGAAGAAGUUGCGAACGGCGAUGGCCAUGCUCGAUUCGUUCUUCGUCGACGAAUUCCAGACUGAGGUGCGGCUGCAGCGCACUCUUCGCCACCGCAACGUCGUCCUCUUCUUUGGCGCCGGCGUCUUUCCCGACGGAAACCCGUUCCUGGUGACGGAGUACAUGCGGCGCGGAUCGUUGCAGCAGGUGCUGGCCAGCGCGUGGCCGGGUGGUGUUGACAGGAACGACGAUGCUGUGAUUGAGACAAUCAACCCGGACGAUCGCCUCUCGUGGGGGCUUCGACUCCAGUUUGCACGCGAUGCAGCACGGGGGAUGACGUUCUUGCACGAGCAGAUACCGCCACGCCUUCAUCGCGACAUCAAGGUGUGA